Molecule: messenger RNA, 381 nt
Organism: Asparagus officinalis (garden asparagus)
Lineage: Eukaryota; Viridiplantae; Streptophyta; Magnoliopsida; Asparagales; Asparagaceae
Exons: 1
Coding region: 1-381 (126 amino acids)
Source: RefSeq, a predicted model, not a curated record
AUGAAGGGAAUUCACAUAGACCCUGACAAGGUGCAAGCUAUUCAAGAGCUUCAACCACUCAGGAAUUUCAAGGAAUUGAGAGGACUGCAAGGACGACAUGCUUACAUCCGAAGACUCAUAUUAAAUCUUUUGAGUAAGUGCCAACCCUUCGCUAAGCUGAUGAAGAAAGGUGUUUCCUUCGUAUUGAAUGAGCCUUGCCAACAAGUAUUCGAUGAGAUCAAGACAUAUCUCUCGAAUCCAUCUGUCUUGGCGGCCCCGGUCUCGGGAAAACCCUUCCUGAUUAAUGUACGGACAAUUGAGCAUUCUCUUGGCGCCCUCUUAGCACAUAAUGAUUAUGCCGGCCAUGAGAAAGGCAUCUAUUACCUGAGUAGAACCCUGUAG